AUGCUUUGCACUUUAUUGCUGCUAACGUGUCUGACUGCCUGCGUGUCCGCCUCACGCGGGCAUGCCGCCAACUCAGCCUUCCACAACCCCAUCUUUCCCGGCUUCUACCCGGAUCCGAGUUGUAUUUACGUGGCUGAACGAGACCAGACUUUCUUCUGUGCCUCGUCGACCUUCAAUGCCUUCCCCGGCAUCCCUAUCCAUGCCAGCAAGGACCUGCGGAACUGGAAGCUGAUCGGUCAUGUCUUGAACCGGAGAGAACAGCUGCCUCGACUGGCCGAGACCAACAGGUCGACCAGUGGCAUCUGGGCACCAACACUCCGUUUCCACGACGACACCUUCUGGCUGGUCACGACGCUGGUUGACGAUGACAGGCCCAAGGAAGACCCCUCCAGAUGGGACAACAUCAUCUUCAAAGGCAAAGACCCAUACAGUGAGAAGUCAUGGUCCAAGGCAGUUCACUUCAAUUUUACCGGCUACGACACCGAGCCCUUCUGGGACGAGGACGGAAAGGUCUACAUCACUGGUGCUCAUGCUUGGCAAGUCGGGCCGUACAUCCAACAAGCCGAGGCGAACCUCGAGACCGGCGAAACCGGGGAAUGGCGUGUUAUUUGGAAUGGGACCGGCGGCAUGGCUCCUGAGGGACCGCACAUCUACCGCAAAGAUGGUUGUUACUACCUGCUGGCCGCCGAAGGAGGCACCGGGCUGGGUCACAUGGUGACCAUAGCCCGUUCCAAGAAGAUUUCCGGGCCAUACGAGUCCAACCCAGCGAACCCCGUGUUGACCAAUGCGAACACUACGAGUUACUUCCAGACUGUUGGCCAUUCCGAUUUGUUCCAUGACCGCAACGGAAACUGGUGGGCUGUUGCCCUAUCCACCCGCUCCGGGCCGGAUUACCUCCAUUAUCCCAUGGGCCGCGAGACCGUUAUGACCGCAGUCAGCUGGCCCAAGGGCGAAUGGCCAGUAUUUACCCCGAUCUCAGGCAAGAUGAGCGGCUGGCCAAUGCCACCAGAGACAACAGACAUCCGCGGAAUCGGGUACCAUGUCCUGACUCGGCUCCAAAGCCCCUACGUCAACACCAACGCCCCAGAAACCCUCACCUUCAACCCCAAAUCCACUCUCCCAGCCCACCUCACGCACUGGCGCUUCCCGAUCCCCUCCUCCUACACAAUCUCCCCUCCCGAAAAGCCCUACACGCUCCGGCUGGCCCCGUCCACCCUGAACCUCACCGCGCUCAACGGCAACUACGCCGGCCCGGGAGGACAGACCUUCAUCUCGCGCCGGCAGCAACACACCCUCUUCACCUUCAGCAUCGACCUCGAUUUCGCCCCCUCCAGCCUCGAGGAGGAGGCCGGCGUGACCGUCUUCUUGACGCAGAACCACCACCUCAACCUGGGAAUCGUCCUGCUCCCCCGCCGCCGCAGCAGCGCCAUGUCCACUUUGCCCACCGCCAUCUCUGGAGACGGGAAGCACAAGAAACCUGGCGAUGCGGACGAGGAGGAAGGGCCGGAUGAGGAGCUGGUUCCACACAUCCGGUUCAGGGGCGAGUCGUACGUCCCCUUGCCGGCGCCGGUGGUGGUUCCUGUGCCGGAGGGGUGGGGGAGAGGCGGGACGUUGACGCUGGAGAUUAGCGCGUGCAACGCGACGCACUACGCCUUCGGCGUCGGGCCUGCGGGGAGGCGGUCGCUGAUGCGGCGGGUGCAGGAGGUUUCGAACGAGCCUGUUAGUUGGGGCUUUACCGGAACGCUGCUGGGGAUCUACGCCACGAGUAAUGGACGGAAUGGGACUACGCCGGCGUACUUCUCCAAUUGGCGUUAUGUUCCGCUGGAGCAGUUCCGUGACUAG
Molecule: messenger RNA, 1842 nt
Organism: Chaetomium strumarium
Lineage: Eukaryota; Fungi; Ascomycota; Sordariomycetes; Sordariales; Chaetomiaceae
Product: glycoside hydrolase family 43 protein
Exons: 10
Coding region: 1-1842 (613 amino acids)
Biological process (GO): carbohydrate metabolic process
Molecular function (GO): hydrolase activity, hydrolyzing O-glycosyl compounds
Source: RefSeq, a predicted model, not a curated record